Anopheles coustani is the source of this 3389-nucleotide messenger RNA. RefSeq names its product E3 ubiquitin-protein ligase MYLIP (gene dnr1). The coding region runs from base 478 to 2337 and encodes 619 amino acids. NCBI's taxonomy places the organism in Eukaryota, Metazoa, Arthropoda, Insecta, Diptera, Culicidae. Gene Ontology annotation, molecular function: ubiquitin-protein transferase activity. Gene Ontology annotation, biological process: ubiquitin-dependent protein catabolic process. The transcript is spliced from 5 exons. The record is from RefSeq and is a predicted model, not a curated record. Gene Ontology annotation, cellular component: cytoskeleton.
CGCGAUCAGAUCUCGCGUUGUAAAGAUGCAGCUCGGUGCAGUACAAGUGACGGUGAAACGAUAAACACACAGUUCGCGUUAUAAAACGGUGUACGGGAAGAAAAGAGCGCUCCAAAUGCAAAAGACACUCCGGUGAAGGUACGCCACUUUGCGCGUUACUAAAGUAACUUUGGCGAGAGAGUGCGCGGUAUAAUCGGAGGUCCUGUAGAUAUCCUUGAAGCGCUAGAACGAGGCAUUUCGGCAUCUCGUGACGCACAGAAACGAAGGAAAAAGAAUUCGAGAACAGAAACCAAACAAUUUUACCAAAAAUAUUAGCGUUUUCACUUGAGUGAAGAAACAUUUUUAUACACAAUAAUCGAACGGUGGUAAAUUGGUGGCAACAAAGGAAGAACAAGCACACAUUCCUCACACACACCCAAAGGGAAUGCAUCAAAGUGUACUGUGAAAAGUAAAAGUGUAUCCUAGAAACGCCUCAAAAUGUGGUGCCUAGUGAAUCUUCCCAACGGGACGACAUCCGGCGUGCAGUGCGAUCCGAAACGGAUUAGCCAGGAGUGUCUGGAAAAGGUGUGCGCUGAUUUGGGAAUCAUCUGUGAGACGGAUUACUUCGGUCUCAUCCCAGUGCGCGACGGGGACAGCGUGGCGGACGUGGACGAAUGCAACGCCAAGCAGUGGAUCAAUCUGCGCAAUCCACUCCACCUCUACACCAACGAUCGGACACAUCCGAUCGUGUUCUCGCUGCGGGUAAAGUUUUGGGUGCCGGCGCAUUUAAUCCUGCAGAGCAGCGUCCGCAGCCUGUUCUACAUGCAGGCCCGCCAGGAGCUGUUCGACGGGCACCUGCGGCCCUCGAGCUGGACCAAUGCGGCGUACCUGGCCGCACUGCUCCUGCAGGCCGACGGUUUCCGGUACGAUCCGACAAAGGUUCCGGCGGCGACGGUCCAAACGCUGGCCGCUAGCAGUGAGGAAACGGCGGCCACUGCAAGCCAAUCGUCGUCCGUGGUGGAAUCGAGUGCUAGCGCGGCGAGUACGCCGGAACGAAGACCCCAACCGCAGCAGCUAAGGCGCCCUUCGAAGCGGAAGUGUUCCGAGAUCGAGUGCAAACGGGGCAGCGUCAGUUCGCAGAGUAGCGGCGGCGGUGGCUCUUCGCCGCCGACCGGAUGGCAUUUGGAUGAUAUGGGUCCGGGUGCGACGAGUGGUGGUCCAACGACGGCCACCACAACCGGCGGUGGGGCCACUAUCGCAUCCGCCGGCUCCGUGGUCGAGUUGAGCAGCAAAGCACCAAAGAACAUUUACCAUCGGUACGGAGCACUCCGGCCAGCAUUUGAUGAGGAGGCGGAGGAGGGAAAGCCUCCAGUACGGCCGGAAAACUUCCACCAGUUGAUUGCGAUCGAGCACGAGAAGUUGUCGCGAAUCAAGAUGAGUGCCUCGUCGGCACAGUACUGGCUGCUGGAGGAAGUGUGCAGUCUCGUUGGGUAUGGGGAGGAAAUCUUCGAGGGCGUUACGAUUGCCGAGCCGUCGGUGGUAUGCAAGAUCGGUGUCAGCCCGCACGGACUGACGAUUGUGAAGGACGAUGAAAAGUAUAGCGUCCCAUUUACCGCGGUUAAAGCGGCCAAGUCCAUCAAGCGUUCCUUCCGGCUGACGUACAUGGACGAGCGACACGAGGAGACGCACGUGGAGCUCAAGUUACCGAAUCAUCGCACGGCCGCCUCCCUGUACCGGGCCAUCACGGAGAAGCACGUUUUCUACUCGUGCGAAACGGUCCGGCCCGUCGUGACGACGCAGUUCAUCCGUGACCUCAAGGGCACGAUCGUGUCGAUGUUCAACGAGGACACCGAGCUGGGCAAGCGGUACGUGUUCGACAUUCAGCGCACCUGCCGCGAGGUGUACGAUGCCGCCCGCCGGACGCUGCAUGCCCGCGGCAUCGAGAUCAGCAACGGGGCCGAGGAGCACGGGGCCGAAAGUCCCGCGGUUGCGCUCGGUCGGCUCGAGGCAACGCUGAGUUUGCAAAAAGACGACGCCGGCAAGCUUGAGCGAAUGUUCGACGAGCGGAUACGGGAGGCGAUCACCUGUCCGAUCUGUGCCGACGGUGAGAUCGACACGACGUUUCUGCCCUGUGGGCAUAUGACCGCCUGCCGGUCAUGCGCGGUACAGUGUGACCGUUGUCCACUGUGCCGUUCGAACAUUGAAAGUAUCAGCAAGAUCUUUCUUCCUCCAUUGCUGCAGUCACGCAAGGGCGGUUCAACGAACGCCACGAUCUCUAGCCGACGGCGAUCGGAUCCGUCGUCCACCACAUCGACGUCGAUUGCUGCUCCGAAGUCCGUUGCGACUUUGGUGCAGUAGAAAGCGGAAGCGGGCAAUCUUGCGGGCUUUCAUCCUUCGUGCGUUGCAUGAAGGAUUCACCGAAGCCAAUGCAAAAUGCGUAUUCCACAACGUGGCAAAUAGACCUGCGAAACCCGGCUCACAACGACGGAUUGUUAGGAUAUAAGGCAAAUUGGUGAUAUUAUUUGUUAAAUGUGCUGCUGCUGUCUGAAUCUAUCUUAGAAGGAGAAAAUGUAGGAGGAAUGGAAAAGACAACAGGAAAACAGAACAGACGAAAAGGUAACACACAAAAAAAGGCAAAACUAACCAAGUUAGAGUGUUAGGCAUCAUAGCGUUUAGUUGUGCUUGGAUAAUAUAGAUUGUGAGGAAAUGAAAUGAUAGAAGUACGAAAAUGUACUACAAAACAAAAACCUAUCCCCCCCUCCCUGGUAGGGUGUCAGAUAUUUAGUCAAUGAAUCAAUGCAAACGUUAAAAUUACCACUAGUUGUGCAACGUGUGAACAUAAUGAUGAUAACGGUAGGUUCACACUUGGUGUUAGUAUGUAAGCUGUUAAGUUUAUCGCCCAUUGAUAGUUUUAACAUCAGUGAUCCCGUUUUUUUUUUGUCUCUUCAUUUUAUCACCGACGCAGUCCUUUAAUGCAUCAAUUUCUAAAUCUUUCAUUUCAAACCACGCGCUCAUGCGUCAUUUUAACACAAGGAGAGUGGAACGGUUGGGCGAACAACCCGGCAUGGCCAGUGUUUGAUGGUAGUAUUGAUGUUAAGUAUUCUCUCUUGCUAAAUUCGUUCGUACCGUGUAAGACAUUUUACCACUUAAACCAGUCGAGAGAAGUCAGCUGUAGUGUCGUCGGUCCGACGCUGACGCCAUCAUCAUAUCUAAGCAUACAAACUUCCUGUCGAUUUAGCUCCAGGCGCGCGUUGAUUACCAAGUGUAAGAUAUUAAUAGUUGUUUAUGGCCGGUUCUUCUAAGAAGCGAAAGGCACUAUAUGGCGGCAUUCAGCAGCUUAUAUCAAUAUUGUAAUAAUAAAAAAACAAAUCAGUGAAAACUUAAUGUUAUCCAACCAGAGCGAUGCAACC